CUUUUUCUCCUCCAUCCUCCACCAUUUGCCCCCACUUAAAGAGUCCCUCAAAGCGAAUCACUACUUCCUCUCAUCGAAUUCCACACCAAUCCCACACUCCUAAAAAACUCUCACAACCAUGAAGAACAAAACCACCACCACCACCGCCGCCGCCGCCGCUCUCCCCCUCCUAGCCAUCUCCUUGCUACUCAUCUCAACCAUCUCCCUCGCCUCGGCCCGGCCCGGCUCGUCCGGAUCGGAUCGCAAGUCCUCCAGGGGGAAGGGGGACGGGAGUGACGACGGGACCGGCGGGUUCUUCGGGCCUGGAAGCGGGUUCGGUGACAUUCCCGGGCUCGGGAAGGGGUGGGGCACCGGGGUCGGCGGCGGGUACGGGGCUGGCUACGGAGGGCCCGGCGGGGGGUACUCCAAGGGAGGCGUGAUCAGGCCCACCGUGGUGUGCAAGGACAAGGGGCCGUGCUACAAGAAGAAGCUGACGUGCCCGGCCAAGUGCUUCACCUCCUACAGCCACUCUGGGAAGGGAUAUGGCUCCGGAGGCGGCGGCGGCGGCUGCACGGUGGACUGCAAGAACAAAUGUAUCGCUUAUUGUUAAAAAUGAGCGAGGUAAGAAAUGUGUAAGAGAGAGGUUACCUAGUAUGACUCUCUCUAUAUAUGCUACAAUAUAUGUUACGUACGCGAUCAUUUUGGAUGCUGUUUUGUUAUGUAAGCAGCGUGGCUGAGAUCAGUUUCAUCUGUGGUGCUACUACUCUGGCCUUUGAAGGUUUAGCAAAAUAUGGUCACUAUCAAUAAAUGGUGUGCUAGCAUAUUAACA
This is a messenger RNA of Rhodamnia argentea, 808 nucleotides long. Its product is annotated as glycine-rich cell wall structural protein 2-like. Bases 119 to 589 code for a protein of 156 amino acids. The transcript has a single exon. Lineage: Eukaryota; Viridiplantae; Streptophyta; Magnoliopsida; Myrtales; Myrtaceae. The record is from RefSeq and is a predicted model, not a curated record.